AAGUAGGCUAUCUGAAACUGCAUAUCCGAAAUUCGUCGAAUAAAGUAGUUGUGGAUAUGUCGUUGUUCUUUAUGAAGUUCCAUAUGCGUCAAGUCCAGAAUAUCGGUAGAACAAUAAAAUGAAACUCGCUGUAGCCUACGCUACCACGCAGUCUUCAACCGUGCAGCGUUGAGACCAGCCCCCUUCGACAUCCUUCCAUCAACAGUUUUCAAAGUUGCAUAUGUACCGCCGUUCGUCUUCAUUCCUGUUUACUUUAGAAGUUUGACCACACUUUGCAGUCACAAGGGUGAGAAACAUGCCGUUUAUGUGUGUUGAGUGACCACGUUCCGAUGUUAGAGAGAUCAUGAUAUUUUUAAUGGUCGAAUAUUCACUUCGUUAAAAGCGGAGAUCAGAGAGGCUGAGCGAGAGGGGUUAGCAUUUUUCGGGGUAGAUCAUGGCGGCGGCUGCGGUGGAGGUGAGUGUAAGCAGUGGCAGCAGUGACACAUCCAGCACCGGUGAGGAAGAGCGGAUGAAACGGUUGUUCCAGACUUGCGACGGCGACGGAGAUGGGUACAUUAGCAGGAACGACCUUCUGAUGGUGUGCCGGCAGCUGAACAUGGAGGACUCGGUGGCGGAGAUCAUGUGCCAGCUGAACGCCGACGAGCAGGGCAAGAUCUCCUUUGAGGACUUCACCCGCUGCCGCAUACAGCUGCUCAGCGAGAUCCGCAAGGAGGAGGGCCAACUCUCGGUCCGCUCCGGAGAUUCGGGCGCCCGCAAGACGGGCCACGAGCACAUCACCUCCUGGCCCACCAGCAGCGAGAACAGCUUGGGGGCUCUAUCAGGGGCCAGAGAGAGCUGGGAGUAUGACUCGGGGGCCCGCGACCUCCAAAGCCCAGACCUGCAGCAGCAUCAGCAGCAGCAGCAGCCCCAGCACCUGCAGCAGCAAGCGGCCAUCUUGCAGAAACUUCUGGAACAGCCUGGGAGUGUGCUGGACCAUCACCCCACCCUUGAGAAGCUCCUGGCCCAGAACAGCGGCGGCCGCAGCGGGGGGAACUACCUGGAGCUGGCCAACACACUCCACCUGGCAGCACUGGCAUCUCUGAAGGGGGACGUGCUGGAACUGAACAAGCGGCUGCUGCAGAGCGAGCGCGAGCGCGACCAGCUGGAGAAGCGUCUGGCCAAGGCCCAGUGUGAGCAGUCUCACCUGAUGCGUGAGCAUGAGGACAUGCAGGAGCGGACAACACUGCGUUACGAAGAGCGAAUCACAGAGCUGCACAGCAUCAUCGCCGAGCUCAACAAGAAGAUAGACCUGCUUCAGGGCAGCACCAUACGGGAGGAGGAUGAGUUUUCGGAGCUGCGCUCAGAGCUCAGCCACAGCCAGCAGGAGGCCAACGAGGACCCCGACCAGGAGCAGGCGUCCAUCUCGCUGCCCGAGAACCAGUCCACCCUGGUGACCGCCGACAUGGACACGUGUAGCGACUUGAACUCGGAGCUGCAGCGGGUGCUGCUGGGGCUGGAGAGCGUGGUGUGCGGCCGCAAGAAGAGCACCUGCAGCCUGUCCGUGGCCGAGGUGGACCGCCACAUCGAGCAGCUGACCACCGCCAGCGAGCACUGCGACCUGGCCAUCAAGACGGUGGAGGAGAUCGAGGGUGCGCUGGGCCGUGACUUCUACCCGAGCCUGUCGGAGGAGCGCGCCCGCUGGGAGAAGGAGCUGGCCGGCCUGCGGGAGGAGAACGAGAGCCUCACGGCCAUGCUGUGCAGCAAGGAAGAGGAGCUCAACCGCACCAAGGCCACCAUGAGCGCCAUCCGCGAGGAACGCGACCGCCUGCGCAGAAGGGUGCGUGAGCUGCAGACGCGUCUCCAGAGCUCUCAGCCCAGUGGUCCCUCCAGCCCCUGCCGCCUCACCCCAGCCAACCGGCCCAUCAACCCCAGCACUGGAGAGCUCAGCACCAGCAGCAGCAGCAACGACAUCCCUGUCGCCAAGGUGGCUGAGAGAGUGAAACUGUCUAAAACCCGCUCCGAGUCGUCCUCCACCGAGAGACCUGUCCUGGGCUCGGAGAUCAGCAGCAUCGGGGUGUCGAGUAACGUGGCGGAGCACCUGGCCCACUCACUGCAGGACUGCUCCAACAUCCAGGAGAUCUUCCAGACGCUCUACUCUCACGGCUCGGCCAUCUCCGAGAACAAGAUUCGCGAGUUCGAGGUGGAGACUGAGAGACUCAACAGCCGCAUCGAGCACCUGAAGUCCCAGAACGACCUGCUGACCAUCACGCUGGAGGAGUGCAAGGGCAACGCCGAGAGGAUGAGUAUGCUGGUGGGCAAGUACGAGUCCAACGCCACCGCACUCAGACUCGCAUUGCAGUACAGUGAGCAGUGUAUAGAGGCCUAUGACUUGCUGUUGGCCCUCGCUGAGAGUGAGCAGAGUCUUGUGCUGGGCCAGUUCAGGGCGGCUGGAGUCGGCACUGUGGGAGAGCAGACAGGCGAGGAGAGUAUUACGCAGGCGCUGAAGCGGGCGCACGACUGCCGUAAGACGGCGGAGACAGCGGCCAAAGACCUGCUGGUGCGGCUGGACGGGAGCUGCGGAGCCUUCAGUGGCAGCGGCUGCAGCACCCAGCCCUGGGAGAGCCUGUCGUCAAACAGCCACACCAGCACCACCAGCUCCACGGCGAGCAGCUGCGACACGGACUUCUCGAAGGAGGACGAGCACCGGCUGAAGGACUACGUGCAGCAGCUGAAGAACGACCGGGCGGCGGUGCAGCUGACCAUGCUGGCGCUGGAGAGCGUGCACGUGGACCCGCUCAGCAGCGAGCUGCGGCCGCGCACCGACACACAGCGCCUCGACCUGGAGAACGCCGUGCUCAUGCAGGAGCUCAUGGCCAUGAAGGAGGAGAUGGCGGAGCUGAAGGCGCAGCUGUACCUGCUGGAGAAGGAGAAGAAGGCGCUGGAGCUGAAGCUGAGCACGCGGGAGGCGCAGGAGCAGGCCUACCUGGUGCACAUCGAGCACCUCAAGUCGGAGGUGGAGGAGCACCAGGAGCAGAGGAGGCGCUCGCUCGGCUCCACCGGCAGUAGCGCCGGCGGCAAGGACAAGGGCUCCAAGGACUGCGGGGAUUCACCAGCCAUCAGUCUGUCAGACCUGCGGACGUUGAGUGACAGCGACUUGGCCAUGGAGCUGACCAGCGCGCUGAGGAGGGAGAAGAAGCUGAAGGGCCGUGUGCAGGAGCUGGUUGCCGCUCUGGAGCGACUGACCAAGAGCAGCGAGGUGCGACACCAGCAGUCGGCAGAGUUUGUCAACGACCUCAAACGGGCCAACAGUAAUCUGGUGGCUGCCUAUGAGAAGGCCAAGAAGAAGCACCAGAACAAGCUGAAGAAGCUGGAGUCCCAGAUGAUGGCCAUGGUGGAGCGCCACGAGACGCAGGUGCGCAUGCUCAAGCAGCGAAUCGCCUUGCUGGAGGAGGAGACGUCCCGCCCCCACACCAACGAAACCUCCCUCUGAGCCCCAAACCUCUGGCCCUCAAACCCGUCAAUCAAAGGGGAGCAGCCAACAGGAGACCCUUCCCCUCCUCUCCCGUUCCCCACACACACACACACACACACACACACACACACACAAACACAAACACACACACACACACACACACACGUCUCUCUUCUGCCCUAAGACAGCUUGCGGUCCAUAGAGGGGCACAUACCUGGACAUGUGACUGUUCCCGCUAUACACUCAUUGGCUGCUGGAAGAGCCAGGACUGCCUGGUUGGUAGAUGUAAACAUAAGCUGAGUGACAGCUGUCAGUCACCCGCCAGACUGUUUUGUUCUUCCUCCUUCUCUAGCACCAGAUGUGGUGAUAGCUUUUUAACAUGCAUAUUUUUUGGAGAGCACUAUAAAAACUUGACUAUCUGUAACGGACUAAAAUGCAGUAUUCAAAUCCUAUGUUUAUCUUUAAUAUGAUAUUCUUUUUCUGUUUUGUAAACUUCAGUAUUUCACCGCAGAUCCUUUAAGGUGCAUUUUUGUAAGUCUUUUGGGCUCUUUUGAUUGGUUUUCGACCAUUUACCUAAAAAGUGUGUGUGUGUGUGUGUGUGUGUGUGUGUGUGUGCGCCCAACUCUUCCUUCAAACACAGGUCUACACACCUUCUCUUUCAGGAAAAAAAAACAGCCAACCACGCUCAGUGACCAGCUCGGCCUCUCGCUCUAUCCGUACCUCACCUCAGAGAAAUAGUUUUGCGUAUACACAGUUUGUGUCUGUCCCUUUUGUCCCAAAGCAGCCAGACAGAGACGGCGUGUGUAGCAACACUAAGAGGUUAGCAGUAGGGGCUACUCAUUAAUUCAGUUGCAGUUAUUUAUGUUUCAGGUCCUAUGAAAUAUUCAAAUGGAUUGCAAUAAUUCAAAAAAUGCAGUAUUCUGUCUUUUCUAUGAGAUAUUGUCCUUUAAAUAUUUCAUCAAUAUUUACAGUAUUAUACAUUGACUUUACAGUCUCGUCAGGGAGAACACUGACUGUAGAUUGCCUACAAUAUUCAGCUACCUUACAGGGAGACAAGCACAUCACUUGCACACAUACAGUACACUGAAACAACUUCAGAUGCAAAAACAGUUGGUUUGGAAGAGAGUUAAACUAAUGAAUGUUGUAUUGAGAAUGUAGCCUAUUCUGUGAAAGCACAGCAAUACACUCCAAUCAGUGAUGCAAUAGCGAUGGCUAUUCGGUCAAAGUUAUUGUAUUAAACUCAGUUGCUCAGUAUGCAUUAAGCUAGCUUAAAUAAAAUGAGAGUACAAUUUAGAGUAAGAAGGCCUUCUUAAUUUUUGUACAUGCUCCUUGUUUAGGAAAUGUAAUAAGCAAAGGAGCAAGCAAUAUUCAUUUAGCCCAAAUGUUCUUUCUAUAACUGCACUCUGAGCCAAAUAUACCAGAGAAAUACAAUACUUCUUUUCAAACUAAACAGCCAAAAUUUGUAGUAAGAAAUUAACUAUAUUGAUUUCCUGACAUCUUUUAAAAAUGGGCUACACAAUGAAUUUAGUCUCCAUUGGAGUUAUUUUUCAAGAACGCAUACUAAGGCCAUACUGUACUGUGAAUCUCGCUCAAUCUUGUCCUUGUUCUGUUUUCCAUACAUACAGUAUUGUUCAAGCCCUCUCCAUACAUGUUCUUAGGUGACCAGAGCACUUUUCCCACAUAGCCAGACCCCGAUCACCACAUUGCCUUAUUUCAAAUUACUUCCUUGUCAAGUCUUUUAACCAGACCUCCGGUCUUUACCAGUGGCUGCUGUGCUUUCACAAAUCCAAUACACUCGUUUCUUCAGUUUCAUUUUACUCAAAGCAUUAACAGGUCUACUAAUGAUUUGGUAGUGUCCCUACCAAAGUGUAUGUACCACCCCCAACCACAAGGGGGUGCCAUGAUGGUCUUCUACUUACUGUAGAAGUCAAGGAAAUUAGAUUCAUCUGCCCUGCCCAGGGUAGUACUAUGUUAGUUUUGGUCUAACAGGCACACAUCUAAAAGCUUUCCCUGACAAUCUACUUCCUAUUAGUAAAAGGUUGCUAACAGAAGUCUACCCACUCAUCACAAGGCAGAGUUGCCAACAUCUCAGCCUCAAUUGUGAAGACUUAUGGUGCAGUUUAUGUCGUAGAAAUGGAAUUCAUGUGGUCAAAAUCAGAUGUCUUGCCCGUGACAGGAUUGUCAGAUGCACUUCUGAUGCAAAACUGCAGUAAGAAACCAACCUUUCCCCCUUUUAGCAAUCAAGGCAGAGGAGUUCAGUAGCGGAUGGGGAAUGAUCAUCUAAUUUUGCACAGAUCUGUUUUUUUUUUUUUUUUUUCAAAAUCUUUGCGAUCAUCGUUUUAUUUUACUAUAGAAUGUAUUUGUUUAUAUAAUAAAUGAAUAAAAUCAAGUAGGAACUC
Messenger RNA from Clupea harengus (Atlantic herring), 5850 nucleotides. RefSeq names its product MCC regulator of WNT signaling pathway (gene mcc). The record is from RefSeq and is a predicted model, not a curated record. NCBI's taxonomy places the organism in Eukaryota, Metazoa, Chordata, Actinopteri, Clupeiformes, Clupeidae. Gene Ontology annotation, molecular function: calcium ion binding.